AUGGUGUCACAUCUACGCCGCCCUCAUCCUUGCUCUCUGCACUGUUGUAUGCAGAAAAUUCCCGAUACCGUCCGGGACUCGGACGCGGGCUCCGGCCUGCUAGCAAUGAGCGCGUUGAUCUGGGUUGUGAGGCGGUUCCAGCGCCUGACCGGCGACCUCCGUCGCAUUGCCACCAGCAUGGACAAGCCCACCGUCUCGGGGUUGAAGGCGCUGCGGAACGAGAUGGUAGCCCUCAUCAAGAAGCAAGUCCCGCUCAUACGGUCGGGGAAAACCGUUGUUGCUGCCGACGCCUGUGACGACGACGGCGAGGAAGUCCAUUCUGCAUCCGUACCAGUAGGGGUCGCCCCGAACGUCGCUGAUGCGCGUGGCAAGUCGGGAGUCGGCGUCGACGAGGCCGAUGCGGCCGCAGGAAAGGGGGUGACCGGGACUGAGGUUGUUCACGGGAAUGAUGAUGGGGUCCAGGAUCGCGAGGAGGAACGUGAGGGUGAGGGGGGCUCGGAGGAGUCGUCGGGGUCGGGGUCGCGAUCGGGGUCGGGCUCGGAGUCGGAGGAGGAGCAGGAGCAGGAGACGCAGGAGCACGAGAGGCAGCACCAGGAGGAGCAGUUGGUAGAGGUGGAGGACGUGGAAAUGGCGGAGGGGUACGUUGUCGGAGGAGCGGAGGAAACGGGUGGGAGAUCGGCGGAUGUCGAGAACGACGAAGGGGAGGGGAAGGGUGCGACAGCGAAUAUCGGCGAGGUCGGCGUGGAGGCGGCUCACGGAGGUGGUGGCAUGGUCGAGGUCGGUGAAGGGGAUAACGCCGCGGUCCCGGAGCAGAGGGGCGUGGAUGUGCAUACCGAUGCCACCGCGGAGAAGGCCGGCGGGGAGCGGUCUAGGAGGAAGAAGGCGGCGAGCGGUCAUCCCGGUUCCACCGCGGCUGGGCGGCAGGCGCGGCUGGACGUCGUCGAUCAGCUGAGGGCGGAGAACAGGCGAUUGCGUGCAGACAAUGCACUCCUUGAACGGCGGCUCGGUGAGCAGACGGGGCGGGUCGACAGCUUGGCGGCGGCAUUAGCUGGGCUCCUCGAGAAGGUGAAGGGUUUGACCGCCCAGGUCGCCGACACCGACCGGAAAUCGGAGGAGCGCCUCAAAGAGGCCACGUCGACCAUGGCGACCACAAUCACCGAGGGCCUCACCGACAACAUGGACAGCGCCAUUCAAUCGGCCAAGUCCUUCGUCGAGCUAGCAAGGCAGACGCUGCUGGAUCUUGACGACCCCAAGGGACGAGCGGCGGUCGCACGCGCGACCGCGGUGAAGACAGUGACCGAGCACGUGACGGCGGAGGUGGGCGAGGCGAGGAAGGGGUUGGAGGAGUCGUUCAUCAAAUACAUCGGCGCCGCGCAGACCAACAUUGCCGCCGCCGUCUCGCCCCGCCUAGUCCAGCCGCCGCCGCCUACCGGCCCAGCGCAGGCCUUGCCGGAAGAUUUCCUGAAGUCUUUCAAGGAGGACGUGCUGAAGGCGGUGACGGAGACCACGCAGCAGUCCUUCCUCGCCUCCGGACUGAAGAUAAUGGCCGAGGUCGUCGGCACGGUGGCGUAUGCUCGGCGCGGGGAGGCGGCGGGGGGGGCAACGGGGACAAUUUGGCGAACACGAAGCGGAGCAAGGGAGGCGGGGGGUCUGGCGGCGGGGGGGGGGGACGGAGACGAUUCGGCGGGCGCGAGGCGGACCAAGGGAGCGGCUGGUUCUCGCGUCGCCGGCGAUGGGAGCAUGGGAGCCGGCGACGGCAGUUCGUUGAAGCAGUCGGGGAAGAGCGUGGUCGACAUCCUCAGGAAGCACUGGGCUCAGGUUGGAGCGGCCAGCACGGGCCAUGGUGGUGGGGGUCCCGCCGACGAGCAUGCCACUGAUGACGCACUGCCAAUGGCUCCGCCUUCGGUCGGCGUUAAGCCACCACGACAGGGUAGCGGUGUGAAAGGCCUGCGCGACAAGGAGAAGGCCGCCGCCAAAACGGCCCCAGGCGGGUCCGCGAAAGCUGGCCAGGGCCCGAAGACAGGGGUUGCGGAGGCGUCAGCGUCUGCCGACAAGGUUGGCCGCGCGGGAAAAGGGGCGGCAGUUGCGGACGCGCUCAAGGAGCAGCUCAGGCUCCUAGCCGGCCAUAGGGCUGUUCAACAGGCCCCCCCUGCUGUCGAUGUCCCAUCGGCCAGUGGGCCACGUGUAGUGCCGGUCGUCGCCGCCCGUACUCCUGCAGACCCAAAGUCCGCGUUGUUGCGCGCCCAGCUGGGCGCACUAGCGUCGACUGAGAGGACUCAGCAGGCUUCUGGCUCUGGCUCUAAGCCGUCGUCGGCGAAUGUCGCACCACCCACCCAUGUGGCAGUUGAUGUGGAGAAGGCGGCGGAGAAGGGCGUUCGUGCCGCGCUUGCCACCGGCGGCGGCGCCGUUGAGGAGGUCCCCGCAGACGCUGAUAUCGCUGCCAUACAGGCCCAUCUGGAUGCAGCCAAUCCCCGAACCCUGGCCAUCUCCGACACGGAACAUGUGGAGCCUUCGGCGGGACUCGUCGGCAUCGCGGCAGAGCCUAGUGCGACCGGUGAUGCGGUCGGUGAAGGAAAGUCGAAACGGAAGUGGAAGGCGGGCUCACAGAGGAAGACACGGGAGAAGUCGGAGGUGAAGGCGGCGGAUAAACAGAAGGGGAUGGCGACGGAGACGGCGGCGGACAAAGAUCGAGGCGGCAUUGGGGAGGUUGAAGGGAAAGGGGAGAAUCAGGAGAAGUUGCCCGGCGAGGGUACGUCGACGGGGAGGAAGGGGAAGGACAAGUCGGUCGGAGAAGGUGCGUCGACCGGGAGAAAGGGGAAGGAGAAGGCGGUCGGCGAGGGUUCCUCGAAGGGGAGAAAGGGAAAGAGGAAGGCGGAGGAGGAGGAUGAGGAUGUCGAGGAGGUGGAGGAGGUCGAGCAGGAGGAAGAGGAGGAGGAGGAGGAGGAGGAGGAGGAGGAGGAGGAGGAGGAGGAGGAGGAGGAGGAGGAGGAGGAGGAGGAGGAGGGGAAGGGCAAGGAGAGGAGGGGUCAUGGCAUCCGACACGAUACCUCGGGCGACAAGCAAGGGUGGGUCGGCGAGAUUAAGGUGCACGGCAUCAAUCGAUACAUCGGCAAGUCGCGGGACAAGAUGGAGCUCGCGUACGUUCACUCCAUCGCGUACGUCGUCUACGACGGUUUCGUGAGCAAGGUGCUCAUGACCGAGCUCACCGGCUUGGACAGCGCCGAAUUGGAGAGGUGGAAGGAGGUGUGGGAGGAGGUCAGGAUCUUGCCGACAGGGAUGUGGACGGUGAUGUGGGCCCGGGGUACGCUCCUUCCAAAGACACGGCUGACAGAGAUCCUCGACGCGUAUCGCCAUUACAAGUCCACAGGCGAUUGUCUCCACGCCGCGCUCCUGCCAGUGAUAUGGUACCCAGUCGAUGCUAGCACCGAGGAAGGCCGAGAGAAGUCGGCGUUCAUGAUGUCGGCGAUGAUAGGCCGCGUGUCAAUGUGCGCUGCAUAUGGGAAGACCGCUGCGGCAGCGGCGAAGAAGGAGGGAGACAAGGAGGAGAAGACGGAUAUGGCGGCAUGGGCGUUAGCAGCAUCCGCAUGCGCUGUGUGGUGCUUCGUCGAGAACGGCGAUGCCCAGCUGGCGGAUGCUGUGGAAGAAGGGAAGUCGGCGGCGAUCAUCGGCGGAGCGAGCCAGGCGACCGCCGAUGUAUUCGGAAAAGUCAUGGAGGCGGUGCUGAAAGCCGAGAUGAACAGGGACCGCCCCCUGGGAGAGGUUGCCUACAACGUCGCGCCAGCACUCCAGAGGACCGCCCUUGAUAGGGUCUAUCCGGGGGGGAAUGCUGGAGUAGAUACCGACGUUAUCGCUAGAGCGACGGUUGAGACGAUGGCGUUUUGGGGAAUGUGCCCCGUCGCCGGGCCGAAACUAAGAGCGAGGGACAUCGCGGUGCCGAUUGACGCGCAGAUGAAGGCCGAUCUUGACAACAGGGGGAGGAAGGGUCUGAGGGGCAAGAAGGGGACGAAGACCAAGGGCGGCACGGAGAAGGGCAAGAUGUCGAAGAAGGACAGCACGACGGCCUAG
Closterium sp. NIES-65 is the source of this 4065-nucleotide messenger RNA. The record is from the annotation of a GenBank genome assembly. NCBI's taxonomy places the organism in Eukaryota, Viridiplantae, Streptophyta, Zygnematophyceae, Desmidiales, Closteriaceae.